This is a messenger RNA of Cucumis melo (muskmelon), 3600 nucleotides long. RefSeq names its product inactive poly [ADP-ribose] polymerase RCD1. NCBI's taxonomy places the organism in Eukaryota, Viridiplantae, Streptophyta, Magnoliopsida, Cucurbitales, Cucurbitaceae. The coding region runs from base 1639 to 3393 and encodes 584 amino acids. The record is from RefSeq and is a predicted model, not a curated record. The transcript has 8 exons. Gene Ontology annotation, molecular function: NAD+ poly-ADP-ribosyltransferase activity.
AAUCGGCUCUCAAACGCCGUCGUUUCAUCUUCAUCUCCAUCUCCAUCUCCAUUCCCCCCUUUCUCAACGCUCCCCCCCUUUCCUCCUUCCUCUAUCCUCUGAAACCGCCUCCGAAGACCUAGAUUCCCUUUUUGUUUUUCGUCUUCUUUAUCCUCAAUCUCCAUGUUUCAUUCUCAGGAUUUUGAUGGUAUGUUAGCUGGUUGAAAAUAAUUGGACUGAUUUAGUAGCUGCAGAAAAAUGGGGAAAAGGAGUGGUUUGUACAUAAUGACCGCUGACUGCAGACAACGUUUGGACAGAUGACACUCCAGUGUCCAAUUUUGUAAGAUCUGUGGAUGGCUGGAUCUUGAAUCUAUUAUUCAUUUUCUGGACUUGUUGAAUGACUAGCAAAACAGAAUUGAACAGAUACAGAAAUGGGUUUUGUAUUUGUGAAGAGAAUGGAAGAAUUUGUGGAAUUCGAUUCUUGUAAAUAUCAGUGAACUGGACUGACCAAAUCAGAUGGAAGAUAUGAAUGAGCAAAAACAGGAGAAUAGUGUUCUUCGUUGAUAUUUCAUCUACGCACUCAUUUGGUAGCUGGAUCAUAUAUUCCAUUGAUCAGGCAUUUGUGAAGCCAAGGAGCUGACAAAAUGGUUCUUAUAGAACAGAAUCUCACCAUUCGUCUGCGGAAGGCUUUGAAGACCAUUACAAAAUUAUUGUAUAGGGGAAGCAUGAAUCCAUAGACAAGCUAAAAACUGAUGCUGGUGUUCUGGCUUAUUAUUAAGGAGCUAUGAAGACAGUGAUACCUUUCACAUGAACAUUAUCCAAACUGCUCCAUCUGCUGAAAUUCACUUUAUAUUGACAUUGGGAAUUCUGGUUCAGGGAAGAAAGUUUGAUAUGACGAAGAUUGUUUUUGUGUUUUUUGCGGGGUUGGACCCCAUUUCUUUGAGGGGGUUUCUCUUGUGGGCUUGUUUUCUGUGUGCCCCUAUAUUCUUUCAAUAAAAGUUAUUUUUACUAAAAAAAAGACCACUUUUGUGUUUUCUAUUCUACAAGCUUUUGGAGCCGAACUAUUUUUGUACUCUUAUUGCUACUUUGCAUGCUCCUCUUUCAGAUUCUCUUUUUCUCAAGUCUGCUCAAAGAAAUAUUAAAAACGAGAUCUUUCUUGCCUCUUACUGAACACAGAAAAGUUGUUUGUUGAGGAGUUUCUAUUCCUGCAAUAAUGUCAUUUUACCAUGGAUUUAUGAAAUACAGAAAAUUACCUUGAAAAAUACUUGAAAUUAUUUUAAUGAUAUUUCGAGUAAAUUAUAAACUCAUGUGUCAUGUUAACAUAUUUUCAUCUUUUCCGUAAUCUGAUUUUAUAUUUUCUUUUGCUAGUCAUUUGUUGUUCUCUGCUAAUAGUUAUUAUCUGGAAGUUCUAAAAUGUGCCAAGUAAUUUUCUAUAAGAUAUUGAUGCUCACCAUUGGAGCAUUAUUGUAAUUUUUCAGACUAAGAACAAGAAUCUGCUAGUUAAUAAAUUGAAAGUUGAACAACUAUUUGUUUUGCAGGGUUUAUGAAUUUUCUCAAUUGCAUGGCUUAUCUAACCCCUGGAUAGUGAAGAAGAGAUUUGUAAAUAUUCUAAUAGUUGAUCUUUAGGAUAUAGUUUGUAGAUAAGGAUUGUUCUUGUAGAUGAAUAUGGAAACAGAGUUAACUAAGGUUCUGCAUAAUGGCCAAAAGAUUGUUGUGGGUUUGAAGAGGAAAAGGGCAAAUCAAGGCACGGCACAUGCUGGAGCUGGCUACAAAGCUUUUUUGUCCAAGUUGUCUUCAUCUAGGAACAAACAUGCCAAGUCCAGGAGACUUGAUGACUGUGAAGUCAGUUGUGGGCCAAACUCAAGGAGAUCUUUUCUUAGAAACUACAAAAAUUUUAGUAGAAGUGGACUACCCCAGAGGUUUUUAUAUUACGAAGAUGGGGAUUGGGUAGAUUACCCUCAAAUAACUGUCAAGUUGAUUAGGGAACAGUUUCAGAUUAAAAAUGCGGCAAUUGAAGUUGAAUUUAAUGGUCGUCAUUUGCUGCUAGAUGCUUUGUAUAUGAUACAAGUGGAACUGAAAACAGCUAUCCAGCAGCACAUUGCUUGGAUUGAUGACAAUGAUCGAUGUUUCUUUCCAGAAUUUUAUUCUGGUGACAGUGCGAUGCAUCAGUACCAUCCAUAUGAGCUGGAAGAUGCUUCUGCUGUUGCAUUAUCAGGCCAUACAGGAAUGAGAGAGAUCAAUUUGCAUCUUGAAAUUGGAUUAACUGAAGCAAAUAUUUCAAAAUUGGAAGAGUAUGUUGAAGAGUCAAAUAGAGAUACUAAGAAAUCUAAUAUCAAAGAAAAAACUCGUGAUAUUGUUGGGGUUUUGGAAGAAGGCAGUGAAACUAGAAGUCAGAAACCAGUUGCUGAAACGCAGGAGGCUGUUGGAGGAAUAAAAGAGAUUGGUUGUUAUUCGAUGCCUCAAAAUGAAUUAAUUCAUUCAACUGUGAAUUCGGAUGAUGUAAAAAAUAUGUUCUUAAUGAGCAUGGAAUCUAUUAAGAACAUUGAAAUACUUGAGGUGAAACGCUGGUCUAGUCCUUUAAUGCAGGAUCGACUGGAUCUGUUUCAUAAACAAAUAGAGACAACCAUGAAAAAUUGUGGGAAUGCCAAUGUUCAGUAUGGUUGGCUAGCUCUGAAUAAGGAUACUUUAUCUGGUAGAAUGCCAUAUGGUGGGGUAGGCCAUUCUGGACUGAAGCCUACAUCCUUAUAUGAUGUUCGCCUUUCACCUUCAAGCUGCGCAAAUCUUAGUGCAAGCUAUUGCGAUGAUGAUGAAAAAGGGGUUAGAUACAUAGCAUUCUGUCAUGUCAUAUUGGGAAAUGUGGAAGUUGUCGCUCCUGGAUGUGGACCAUAUCAUCCCAGCUCUGUAAACUUUGACAGUGGAGUAGACGACCUUCAUAAUCCAAGUCAAUAUUUAGUUUCCUAUGUUAAUAUGAAAAGCCACAUUUUUCCAGAGUAUGUUGUAAGUUUCAAGAUAUCAUCAAGUCCUCUUGAACGUGGGCGACAGGACCAGUUGCAGUUAAAUUGCUCUUCAAUUGAAUCAGAGGAGGAUUGCGUGUCUUCGCCAGCUCCCAAAAAGAGAUGCUCGGAAAAGCAUGAUCAUGGAUCUAGCUCUUUGAAGACUCCGAAGUCCCCCUGGAUGCCUUUUCCAAGGUUGUUGAAUGCCAUUUCAAAAGACGUUUCUCUCAAUGACAUGAAAUUGGUUUAUGGUCAUUAUGGCUUAUUUAGAGAAAAAAAGAUCAGCAGGGAUGAAUUCGUAAGAAGGUUGAGGUCCAUUGUUGGGGAUCAGUUACUGAGGUCUACGCUAACGAGUCUCCAGUGUAAGCCACCUCCGAAGUCUCCAUGUACUUCAAAAGUUCCAAAGGAGGAAGAAUGUUGAGGCUGUUGGUAAGAGUCUGUAUUUAGGUGCUUUCCGUCAUGGGGGUUACUAAUGUACAUGGUGUCUUACUCUUAUUUUGCCUUUGAAUUUGUCGACCUGAUGUGUGACAUCUCGAUAUAGGCUAUAUAUAAGACAGUUCCUAUUUCAUAUGUACCUCAGUUAAUUGCUUAUUUAUGUAUUCUCAGUCAAUUGCUUCUAUUCUUCUUA